CCUUCGCUGUUGUUGUUCUUAAAGGAGACGCAUCCCUAACAGGCCUAGUCCAAGCCAACGAAAUACGAGGCUUGCUAUAGCUUUAAGAAGAAAAUAUUUGGUGAAUGUUUGUAAAUAUUACAUUUAUCAUAUUCCGUAACAUUUUUAACUCAUAAUUUAGUAAUAAAAUGCCUGCUUGGUGAAAUUUACCGAGUCAACAAAACUUGCCUCCGUCGGGGCCAUCGACGUUUCGUUGGUGUUAAUCUUUCCAUGUUGAUAACUUAACUAUUUACAAAAGUAUUAAAGGACCGCAGCAGUUCCAUAACAACUAAUUCAUAGGAGGACGAGGUUUGCGGUGUUUUCUAAAAGAGUAAAGAAAGGAGCUUAAAUGCAGGCCGCAGAUGCAUCCGCGGACUCGACUGAGCAGUCCAGCGGGAGAGGAGGAAGUAGAAAGCGCGUUAAAGCUGCAGUGACCCCCCCGGACGGCGUUGACUGUUUAACUGGUACUGUGCGUGUGUUGCGAGCCAGAGGAGCUGUAUCUGACUGUCAUGAGUCAAAGAAACCCUCAACCAAGAACAAGUCUCUGUGUCUUCAUCGUGGACUAAGAAGACCGACUGGAUCUAAAAAUGCACCUGCAAUGAAACCCUUAAAGGAAUCCCCAGCUGUAAAAGUAUCCAAAAACAGUCUGGGGACUAAGCCGGACAAGUCUAUAAAGGGCAAAGGGAGACCUCCACGCAGAGCUUCUCGCACCUCACUAGCAACAGCAUGCAAGCCAGAAGCAGAGGCUGAGGCUUCAUCAAGUGGAGAGGAAACAGGUGCCUCUGAAGAAAACAAUAACACGGGCCCAUAUGAUGUCGAUGUCCACGACAGUAUUUCGGAUCCAGAUGCUGCCCUCGAUGAGGACCCUCCAUUCAGGGAUGACCCCAAUGACCUCAUCUGUCCACCCGAGACAAACAUUGAACAAUCGGAGCGGCGUGCAACGUUGCAAAAGGAGGUCAAGAAAGAGGAGUCGGAUACGGAGGAAGAAGGCAUAAAAAAAGAAGAAUUGACUGAGAUUGGCGAGCAAAGUGAUGAUGGAGCAGGCGAUGCCACUGAGACACCCAGGAAGAGGGGGAGAAAACAAAAAGAUGACAAAGCCUCCCGGCCACCAAAACGGAGGAAAAAGCCCCCAGUGCAGUAUGUCCGCUGUGAAAUAGAGGGCUGUGGGACGGUCCUCGCACACCCACGUUACUUACAGCACCAUAUAAAAUACCAGCACCUGCUAAAAAAGAAGUACAUGUGUGAUCAUCCCUCGUGCGGACGCUUGUUUCGUCUCCAGAAGCAGCUGCUGCGCCAUGCCAAACACCACACAGAUCAGAGGGACUACAUCUGUGAGUUUUGUGCUCGAGCCUUCAAGAGUUCCCACAACCUGGCUGUGCACAGAAUGAUCCACACAGGGGAGAAGCCGAUACAGUGCGAGAUCUGCGGCUUCACCUGCCGUCAGAAGGCCUCCUUAAACUGGCACAUGAAGAAGCAUGACGCAGAAGCCUCCUACCAGUUCUCUUGCUCUAUUUGCAACAAAAAGUUUGAGAAAAAGGACUCGGUUAUUGCCCACAAGGCCAAGAGCCACCCUGAGGUGCUCAUCGCCGAAGCCUUAGCAGCCAAUGGGGGCUCGGUGAUAAGCAGCCCGACCAUUGUCCCAGAGUCAGUCCCGACGCUCUCUCACCCUGACACUCCUUCUGCUAGCAAGAACGUGGACGGUGGUACGCAUACUCCCUUGGAGCAGGUGGUGCUCCCACUUGCUCCACAGACUCAGGUGGAUGUUCCUCAGGGUCAGUUCCUCCAACUGCCCACGCAUCAUGUGGUGCAAGUGGCACAUCAGCAGCAACCGGCCACCUUACUGCACCUCACCACUGCUUCUCCCGCUCACCUCUCCAGCACCACCCACCCCCAGCUUAUCCAGCUCUGCACCCUCCCUGUUGGUACCGUCACAGCCAUGCCCACUUCAGACCAGCACAGCACUCUUGUCAGCCUGGGCUCCGUCGCCACGCUGGCCUCCACAGCGUCCUUGGCUCAGCAACAGGAGAUGCAGUGGGGAAGGGAGAGCCAGGAGGACACACAGGUGCCUGGGGAGGGGGAGCUGUGGGACAGGGUGGUGGUGGGCGACGGGGAAAUUACCUGGGAGGGUAAUGGGGAGAGGACAAAAGAUGGUGAAGGGGUUGUUUGGGAAAAAGAAGGGGAGAAGCAGAUUAUGUUACAGUUCGCUGAAGUUCAUGGAGAUGGUUUGAUCUAACCGGACAGACAAAGAAGUGUUUGAGGAGAGAAGAAAGAAAGUUUUGAUUUAAGAAAUGAAGUGGAGACUGAACGAUCUUGGAAGGUAAUAAUAUGUGUGAUAUAUAUCAGAUAAAUUCAUGUUAUCCCAAUGAACUGUUGCAGUCAUUUAGAGUUCAAUCUACAGCAAAAAUACUUAACAUCAGGGAAUAUACUAUAUAAACACGAUAUAGAUUCCAAACACUUAGCUCAGUACUUAAUGAAUGUUUUCUAACUGGGGUCUGUUGUGUUUUUAAACUUGUGUAUGUUGAUUUUUUUUUAAGAAUACACAGACAGUUGUACGGUGGUACAUAUACAAGAAAGUCAAAAAGAUAACAUUUAUGUCUCCAUAUUGUCCCUGCCGUGUUUACAGUAUGUCUGCAGGUUAAAUGGAUAAGUAUCAUUGGCUUUAUUAACAUGUCUAAAGGUUGAAGUUCCUGUACAAUAACAAUAAAAACAUUUCUAUGAGCAAGGAAUACAACUAAAUGAAGUUCAAAAAAGAAGUUGUAAAAGUCCAACAUCAGGUAUAUUAAUAAUGUGUAUAUACCGGUAUGUAAGUAAUCACUUUAAACAAAUCUACAGUAUAUUGCUUUGAGAAGAAGGCGUUUGGAAAUCUAAAUUGUAUAAGUCUUUAAGAAAUGCAGAAUCCUUUCUUUAAAAAGUUGUAAGAAAUAACUUUAACCUUUAAGAACCUGAGUAGUGUCAUUUCAUUCAUGUUUGUACUUGAUGCCUUCUGAUUUGAUCUUUUAUCACUGAGUUGUUUUGCUUUCGUGUUUUUUUCCCACAGACUAUGCAGGCCGUAGGUUUCCUUGGUAAAUCUUUCUCUUCCAGCAAUCGUCAAUUAUAACGUAUACCUCUUUGCACUGCCACAACUACUGAGCAGCCAUACUACUACGGUCUUAAUUUAUCAGAAACUGUGUCAAAUAACCACAAUAAAAGGAACAUGUCUUGAAGCCUU
This is a messenger RNA of Labrus bergylta (ballan wrasse), 3226 nucleotides long. Its product is annotated as E3 ubiquitin-protein ligase ZFP91. The record is from RefSeq and is a predicted model, not a curated record. Lineage: Eukaryota; Metazoa; Chordata; Actinopteri; Labriformes; Labridae. Gene Ontology annotation, molecular function: chromatin insulator sequence binding. Gene Ontology annotation, biological process: regulation of transcription by RNA polymerase II. Gene Ontology annotation, cellular component: chromosome.